This is a messenger RNA of Schistosoma haematobium, 4016 nucleotides long. RefSeq names its product Protein fam50a. The coding region runs from base 3504 to 3905 and encodes 133 amino acids. Gene Ontology annotation, biological process: chromatin organization. Gene Ontology annotation, cellular component: nucleus. The record is from RefSeq and is a predicted model, not a curated record. The transcript has 3 exons. Lineage: Eukaryota; Metazoa; Platyhelminthes; Trematoda; Strigeidida; Schistosomatidae.
CUUGGGAAUAGUGUUUUGUCCAUUGUAUGCAGAUUCUCAUCAACGUAUUCUAGUUGAAGUUUCUGCGCACCUACUUUUAAACGAUCUUACAGGUUCUGAAUAAAUCAUCCUCUGGGGAAAUUUGGAUUAGGACACGUAAUUCGUAAUUCAACUCCCUGAGAGAAACCAGGUAUUCGAACUCCUUGUGACUUGUUAUUACAAACAGCCUCAAUCAAAUUUUCAGUAUAAAAGUUUGAAAAAAGAAUUUAGAAAAACUUUAGUUCGUUUAAACACCAUGUCACAUUCUCAAUCAGGUUGACGCCUGCAUGGGACUGUUCACUGUUCUUCGCUUUUGGGGAUGAAAGAUCGUUAGGCUAAUCUUCUAUUCUAUCUUCAUCUAUCUAAAAGUACAGACGGUUACGCUACACGAUUACACAAACAAUUACAAAGAAAAACACAGCGUAAUAAAGUUAGCAGAAAGAAAUGCUUUCAGUCUCAGUGAUACACAGUGUCCUUUUUAUUAUUUGUGCCGGAUGAAAAUAUAGGUUUUUAAUACACCAUGAUAUCUUCUUUUUUCCGCCUCUAACAGUUCACAUAGCGGCGCGAGUUUCGUACUCACUUGAAGAUGGCUACUUUUAAAGGAGCUGCUAGGGAGGCUCAAAGAGCUGCUCUGUUGAUGAAACAGCGUGAAAAGGAACGACAAGAACUGGAACUUCAGAAAAGAAAACUCGAGGCAGAGAUGCGUGUUGGUGAAAUGUCUACUAAGUUUGCUGUACAUUAUGAUGCCAUUGAAUAUCAAUUGAAGAAUAACACAAUUGGCUUGGUGACUUUAGAUGAAAUGAAAGCGCGACAAAAGGCUUAUCUGACACAAAGAGAGAAGGAAUUAGCUCUAGGAAACUCGAAAGGACUCUCACAUAAGUCAGAAAAUUCCACACUGGAAAAAAAAAAUAAACUUCAGCCUGUGGGUCUUUUUGUUUGCACCUAUUUAUAUGACAUAGUCUUUGUUGUCUUUCUCUGAGGAAGAAGAUGUUGAGGACGAAAUUAAGCCAUCUAUCUCCGCUGUGCAGAAUUCCGAGUCACCCGAGAAAACUGAACAAAAUCUCCAGUCAGAAGUUCUAACUGACGGCGAAAGUGCCGUUAAGUCUGAUAGUGAGUCUUGUACUAAACGAAGACGCUUGGGGAAAAAUCCAACCGUUGACACCAGUUUUCUACCGGAUAUUGACAGAGAUGAAGAAGAAAAACGCCUAAGGUGAGUAAUACACGUAGCGUUUUGUAUAGUUUUGUUGCAAGUUUUCCGUAACAGUUUCGUCGCAAACGUUGAUAGACUUAUUUAUCAUGUGGCGAGACUAUCAUUUAUGGAGUGACGCUAAAAUGACCUUGAGAAUGUCCACCUACUUAAUAGGGCUAAAUAAGGGUUAUAAGGCAGUGUUAGGAGUCGGAAUUAUGGUUUCCAGUUGAUGGUUAGGGUUAGAAAUUAGGUUUACGGUUUUCAUCACGAACUGACAUCACCUAAAAUGCCCAGACGCUAUUUAAACCAGCGGGUGAAUAAGUCUCGCGCCAAAAUCCUAAACCUUUUAUUUUAAAUCUGAUUAAUUCGUCCAUAAAUUAUAGUCUUUCUGGUUAUGUGAUCUGAACAAAAUCUUUUGUAUGCCAUGCUACAUCUCGUCUUUGAAUCCGGGUUUUAAGUCUCGGUUGUCUUUUUUAUUCAGGUUGGUUUUGUCAUCUAAACUCGCCGAAUCAUUUUUUACGUUGUGAUCUGGUUUCAUCACGGCGUCAUAAAAGCCCAGUUACUCGUAUAUCACUUAAGAUACACUGAUAUAGAUGAAUCAGGUAAUUUGUCCGCUUCUUUUCUAAAAGACGGUGCACAACUUGUUAGGUUCAUUUAUUUAUCAGUUUCUAAAAUUCUUAAAUGACAUACAAUUUGGCUUGUGGUUGGGUUCAAAAACUCGUGCUUAGUUGUCAAAACCACUUACUAAGUUUGAUUUACUGUACUUGGUUACAAAUUACACUAUAAGUAUGAUACGUGCAAUAUAGUGACUGGAUUCUGGACCCCUUUACCACUAAGCCACCAUCACUAUUUAUUUACUAGUAUUUGACCACAGAUGCCUCAGAAAUAUUGCUCGCAUCUGCUAGGAUCACCGGGUAAGUAAUAGUGAGGUUCGACGCAGGGUAUUAGGGAAUGAUGGUAAAUCAGUUGAUGAGGUUGUGAAUCUUCAUCGACUGAGAUGGUUGGGCCACGUGUUACGUAUACCCAAACACCGAUUACCACGACGUGCAAUGCUAACCGGUGUCCGGGAUGGUUGGAAGAAAGUUAGGGGUGGCCAAACUAAAACGUGGCAUCGGUGCUUGAAGUCACUAACUUCUAGUCUGAGCCAUGUUGGUAGAUGCAGACUACUUGGUUGGGGCCCGCGUGACUAUCGUAACCAAUGGUUGGAGACUCUUGGUGACAUUGCUCAGAAUCGAUCACAAUGGUUUAGGUGUAUACACUCUCUGUCUUCCCCUAAACUAAGAGAUUAAAAUCGCUUCAUAUCUUUCUUCCUACGAACUAAUUCUUUCUUCCUGUACUAUAUCCUUACUGCAAUCUUUCGCUUAUAUAUUACCACCUCUGAAUUAACUACUUUUACGAAUCCAGUGUCCAUCUUGAUGUGUUAAUGAGGUAUGGCAACUUGGACCGAUGCAUAUAUGUGCCUGGUCCUACGUUGUAGCUGACUGACUAGCAUCCAUGGUCUCGUAAGUAAAUUUUCAGUGUUAAGCGCAUACAGUAGUCUUUAUCUUUCUCCUAAUAAUUGUCUUAGAACUUUGCAACAACAUUUAGUGUUAAAUGUACUCAUCUUUAAAUCAUACUUUGUGCAUGGUUUAGAGGUACUCUUCAACUGCCUAGAUAAAGGUAAAUAUGUCUGGUUUCUAAUCUAGAGCCUAAUUUUCAGAAGUUAUAUGCUUUCAUCACCAAGCUAAAACGUUUUUAGAAUUUUCUUAUGUCAUUCAGUCGAUAGUUAAAAAAGGAAUACAUAUAAACUACUAUUUGUAUUGCCAUUUAGCUGUAAUCAGUUUUCGCACACACAAGAAAUCGAUGUUUUGCUGUCAGACAUGCUUCAUAAAGCCAAAUGCAGAUUCUCAUCAGUAAGCACUUUCAAUGAAUAGAUACAGUAGCUACAUAAUUCUAACUUAUGUUUUCGUAAGUAUUUAAGGAAAAGGCAAGAUUUACCUCCGAUUGCAUAGACGUUUCAAUUAUGUGACUCCCAUUGAAAAAUAUGUCUAGAUUGGUCCGUUAUCACUGUACCCAUCCAUAUUUUGAAAUUCAACAUGCUUUGAAAAUAACACUGCUUUGUUAAGUUAAACUGCUUUAUUCCAAAUUCUUGUUGAUGUUAUGAUAGAAAUUCAGUAAAAUUUAGCAUCACACUUUUUUAUAUCUCAGAGAAGAACUUCGAAGGGAAUGGGUGGCAAAGCAAGCUGCGAUCAAAGAAGAGGAAAUAGUUAUCACGUACAGCUACUGGGAUGGAUCUGGACACCGCAAACAAGUUCGGAUGAAAAAGGGGCACUCCAUUCAUUUAUUUUUACAUCGUUGCGUAGAGCAACUCCGUAAAGACUUCUCUGAAUUAAAGUCUGCCAGUGCAGAUCAAAUGAUGUAUAUCAAAGAAGAUUUGAUUAUUCCUCAUCAUUAUACAUUUUAUGAUUUUAUUGUAACUAAGGCUCGUGGUAAAUCUGGACCAUUAUUCUGCUUUGAUGUUCACGACGAUGUUCGUAUCCGGAUGGAUGCAAAUGUAGAAAAAGAAGAAUCACAUGCUGGAAAAGUCUGUUUACGUAGCUGGUAUGAACGUAAUAAACACAUUUUCCCCGCUAGUCGAUGGGAACCGUAUGAUCCUGCAAAGAAUUGGGAUCAUUACACUGUAUCAGAUAAAAUGUCUGCAAAGAUUACUGUUAAAUGAAUUAUUUACUUUCUUUUCCUUUCAAACUUUCGACUAAGUGUACAAUAAUUUGGCUUAUUAUUUACAUUUCUUAUUUGUUGUAUAUAAUCAAAAUAACAUAAAAUCAAUAAU